AUGAAUAUCGUCAUCAAACAUUUCAUAAAGCCCAAACUAAAACCCCUAACCCCAUUUUUUCUCUCUCACUCUCCCACUCUCUCCGCCGUCCUUCUGCGUCGACUUAUUCCUCAACCGCCACCUUCUUUUUCCUUCCUCCGCCACCUCUCCUCUUCUUCUCCGCCGUCAAACAUGGCGAAUCCCGCCGACGACGCUACCAAGUCCGUCGCCAAUUUGUCAAUGGAUUCCAAUCCUAAUCCGGAAUCCGAAACUCUCAGCAAGAAUGCGCAGAAGAAGCAAGCGAAGAACAAGCAGAAAGAAGAAGAGCGUCGCCGUAAGGAGGAAGAGAAGGCUGCUAAGCAGGCUGCAAUGCCAAGCACUCAAGGUCAGAAGUCUCAAGUAGCUGAUGAUGAGGACAUGGACCCAACUCAAUACUUUGAGAAUAGGGUGAAAUCGCUGGAUGCACAGAAGGCGGCUGGAAUCAAUCCCUACCCACAUAAGUUCUCUGUUACACUGAGUGUAGCUGGAUAUAUUGAGAAGUAUGGUGUUUUGGGCAAUGGGGAACAUCUUGAGGAUGUGCAAGUAUCAUUAGCUGGGAGAAUCAUGAACAAGCGUGAAUCCUCUUCGAAGCUUUUAUUUUAUGAUUUGCAUGGCGAUGGUUUCAAAGUCCAAGUGAUGACUGAUGCCAAGAUCUCUGAGCUUGGCGAUGCUGAGUUUUUGAAGUUCCAUUCUUCUGUGAAGCGUGGUGAUAUUGUUGGUGUAACUGGAUUCCCAGGGAAAUCGAAGAGAGGGGAGCUAAGUAUUUUUCCCAAGUCUUUUGUCGUUUUGUCUCAUUGCCUACAUAUGCUGCCAAGGCAGAAGGCUGCUGCUGCUGCUUCAGAGAAUGCCCAUAAAGGUGAAGUUUGGGUCCCAGGAAGUACAAGAAAUCCUGAUUUGUACAUCUUGAAGGAUCAGGAAACCCGUUAUCGUCAGAGAUACUUGGAUUUGAUGGUGAAUACUGAGGUCAGAGAGAUAUUCAGGACGCGAUCAAAGAUUGUUCAAUAUAUAAGGAGGUUUCUGGACAACCAAGGUUUCCUAGAGGUGGAAACCCCUAUGAUGAAUAUGAUUCCUGGUGGUGCCGCUGCACGCCCGUUUGUGACUUAUCACAAUGACCUGAAUAUGAAGCUGUAUAUGCGUAUUGCGCCUGAACUUUAUCUGAAAGAGCUAGUUGUUGGUGGAUUGGACCGUGUCUAUGAAAUUGGAAAGCUGUUUAGGAAUGAGGGUAUUGACCUGACACAUAACCCUGAGUUUACAACGUGCGAGUUUUACAUGGCAUUUGCUGAUUAUAAUGAUCUGAUGGAGAUGACUGAAACGUUGUUGAGUGGGAUGGUGAAGGAAUUGACUGGGGGCUAUGUCAUUAAGUUCCACGCAAAUGGGCUGGAUAAGGAGGCAAUUGAGAUUGAUUUCACUCCACCUUACAGGAGGAUUGACAUGAUAGAGGAAUUAGAGAAAAUGGCAAAUCUGUCCAUACCCAAGGAUUUAGCUAGCGAGGAAACUAAUAAAUAUUUAAUAGAUGCAUGUGCAAAGUAUGAUGUGAAGUGCCCAGCUCCUCAGACAACAACUCGUUUAUUGGAUAAACUGGUGGGACACUUCUUGGAGGAAACUUGUGUAAAUCCAGCCUUUAUCAUAAACCAUCCAGAGCUAAUGAGUCCAUUAGCUAAGUGGCACAGGUCAAAGCCCGGGUUGACUGAACGUUUUGAGUUGUUUGUGAACAAGCAUGAGCUUUGUAACGCGUACACUGAAUUAAAUGACCCUAUAGUACAGCGCCAGAGGUUUGCUGAACAACUGAAGGAUCGACAAUCUGGUGAUGAUGAAGCUAUGGCUUUGGACGAGACAUUUUGUACAGCUCUUGAGUAUGGGUUACCCCCUACUGGCGGAUGGGGUAUGGGUAUUGAUCGACUUACAAUGAUGCUGACAGAUUCCCAAAAUAUAAAGGAGGUUCUGCUCUUCCCAGCCAUGAAGCCUCAGGAUGAGCCAUCAGCUAUACCAGCUAAAGCUGCAGCUGAAGCACACUGAUGUUUACACCACUAGCAAAUGUUGCGUGAUGACUUGUGCUUGGUGAUUGAGUCGUAAAUCAUUUAUCAACACCACUCCGUUUUUGUUACUCUCUUGGAAUAGUGUGGUUCAUCAUUUUCUAACAAAAAUCAGCGAUUCUAAUUAUUAACUGCAUAUGAUUAGAAUUUUACGAUACCUGCUUUUUUUUUCCUUUGCCUGCAUGCAUAUUAUAUUUUCAUUAGCUAGACUGGUGCUUGUUUUUAAAGCUAGAUGAUCUACGCAUGAAGACGUUUGAGACAAAAGUUUUCAAUAACUGAUAAUCUUAUUAACAAA
This is a messenger RNA of Spinacia oleracea (spinach), 2346 nucleotides long. Its product is annotated as lysine--tRNA ligase. NCBI's taxonomy places the organism in Eukaryota, Viridiplantae, Streptophyta, Magnoliopsida, Caryophyllales, Amaranthaceae. Gene Ontology annotation, cellular component: cytoplasm; cytosol. Gene Ontology annotation, molecular function: lysine-tRNA ligase activity; tRNA binding; ATP binding. The record is from RefSeq and is a predicted model, not a curated record. The coding region runs from base 1 to 2034 and encodes 677 amino acids. Gene Ontology annotation, biological process: lysyl-tRNA aminoacylation. The transcript has 17 exons.